GAUUUGAUUCUCUCUUUUUUGCUCGAAUUGAUUACCAAGAUAGAGCAAAGCGACUGAACGAAAAGAGUCUUGAGAUUGUUUGGCAGGGUUCCAAGUCCCUAGGUUCAUCUUCACAGAUAUUCACUGGGAUAUUCCCCAGGCAUUAUGACCCUCCUGAUGGUUUCACAUUUGAGAUAAACGAUGUUUCCCCUCCAAUUCAGGAUGACAUUCUCCUGUUCGACUACAAUGUUCAAGAGCGAGUCAAUGAAUUUGUAGCCGCUGCUUUAGCACAGGCUAAUGUAACCAGGACAAAUCAUAUCAUGUGGACCAUGGGGACUGAUUUUCGCUAUCAAUAUGCGAAUUCAUGGUUCAGGCAGAUGGACAAAUUCAUUCAUUAUGUCAAUGAGGAUGGGCGUGUCAAUGCAUUGUAUUCAACCCCAUCCAUCUACACUGAUGUAAAAUAUGCAGCAAAUGAAAAAUGGCCUCGCAAGACUGAAGAUUUCUUCCCGUAUGCAGAUCAUCCAAAUGCCUAUUGGACUGGUUACUUUACAAGUAGGCCAGCCUUUAAAGGUUAUGUCAGGAUGAUGAGUGGUUACUAUCUGGCAGCAAGGCAAUUGGAGUUCUUCAAAGGCAGGAGUAAUUCCGGGCCUAAUACUGAUGCACUAGCUGAUGCUUUGGCACUUGCUCAACAUCAUGAUGCAGUUAGUGGUACAGAAAGACAGCAUGUUGCUGCUGAUUAUGCAAAACGAUUGUAUAUGGGCUACGCGGAGGCUGAGAAGUUGGUUUCCUCUUCACUUGCUUUCUUGGCUGACUCGAUAUCAAGUGCUAGACAGGGGAAUCCGGCCACAAAUAUUCAGCAGUGUCCUCUUCUUAAUAUAAGUUACUGUCCCCCAUCAGAAGCAGUAUUGUCAGAUGGGAAAAGCUUGGUUGUUGUUGUUUAUAAUUCCUUAGGAUGGAGGAGGGAGGAAGUGAUACGAAUUCCUGUUUCUUCUGAGAAGGUUUUUGUUCAGGAUUCUGAAGGGAGGGAAAUUGAAUCUCAACUUCUACCUUUAUCAAAUGCUACUUUGAGCAUAAGAAAUUACUAUGUCAAAGCAUAUAUAGGUAAAUCCCCCAAUGGAGCACUGAAGUAUUGGCUUGCCUUUUCAGCAUCUGUACCACCUCUUGGUUUCAGCACUUACGUUGUCUCAAUUGCAAAACAGACAGGUCCUAGUUCCACCAUCUCAAUGGUAUACAAACCAGAUGGAAGCACAAAUGAUACCAUAGAAGUUGGGCAAGGCAGUUUGAAGCUAUUUUAUUCUGCAGAUGAAGGAAAACUUACAAAUUAUGUUAAUAGCAGAAAUAUGGUCACAGCUUUUGCUGAGCAAUCAUACAGUUAUUAUUCUGGAAAUGAUGGCACUGAUAAAGAUCCUCAGGCUUCUGGGGCAUAUGUCUUUCGUCCAAAUGUUACAUUUCCGAUUAAAUCUGAGCACCAGGUUCCUUUAACUGUUAUUCGGGGUCCUGUACUAGAUGAAGUACACCAACAACUCAACUCAUGGAUAUCUCAGAUUACCAGAGUAUUCAAGGGAAAGGAGCAUGCUGAAGUUGAGUUUAGUAUUGGUCCUAUACCUGUGGAUGAUGGCAUUGGGAAAGAAAUCACAACUCAAAUUAGAACAGCAAUGAAGACCAAUAAGACAUUCUACACUGAUUCUAAUGGACGGGAUUUCAUCAAACGUGUUCGAGAUUUCAGGACAGACUGGGACCUGCAAGUGCAACAACCAGUUGCUGGAAAUUAUUACCCAAUCAAUCUUGGAAUUUAUGUGCAAGAUAGCAACACGGAACUGUCGGUGUUAGUGGACCGCUCAGUGGGAGGAACCAGCUUAGUGGAUGGUCAAAUAGAGCUGAUGCUCCAUAGGAGGCUGCUUCAUGAUGAUUCAAGAGGUGUUGGUGAGGCAUUAAAUGAAACAGUUUGUGUCCUAGAUAAAUGUGAAGGUUUAACUAUUCAAGGGAAAUUUUACCUCAGAAUUGAUCAAGUAGGAGAAGGUGCCAAGUGGCGUCGCACAGUUGGCCAGGAGAUAUAUUCUCCACUUCUCUUGGCCUUCACAGAGCAGGAUGGAAAUAAUUGGAUAAGUUCCCAAGUACCUACUUUCUCAGCGAUUGAUCCUUCCUAUGCUUUACCAAACAACAUUGCUGUGAUUACCCUCCAGGAACUUGAAAAUGGAAAAGUACUUCUUCGAUUGGCUCACUUGUAUGAGAUUGGAGAGGACAAGGACUAUUCAGUCAUGGCAAGCGUGGAGUUGAAGAAGCUGUUUCCAAACAAGAAGAUCAGUAAAGUGACAGAGAUGAGUUUGUCUGCCAAUCAAGAACGGGCUGAGAUGGAGCAGAAAAAGUUGGCCUGGAAAGUAGAAGGCCCUGCUGAAGAACCGAAGGUGGUGAGAGGAGGACCUGUUGAUCCUGUAAAGCUAGUGGUAGAACUUGCCCCAAUGGAAAUCCGCUCUUUCUUUAUUAACUUUGAUUACCUCCAAAUGUUUGUUUCCUGAAAGAGAAGCUUGGGCCUAUGUUACAAUACAUUAGGCUGGCCCACGUGCAGCCCCCUACUCUGUACUAAAUAAUAAAUCUAUAAAGGUGUUGAACCUUGGAUAAGAGGGAUGGAAAAUUUUCAAUGAAUCAACAUAUUCUGCUUUA
Messenger RNA from Corylus avellana, 2640 nucleotides. The record is from RefSeq and is a predicted model, not a curated record. Lineage: Eukaryota; Viridiplantae; Streptophyta; Magnoliopsida; Fagales; Betulaceae.